Messenger RNA from Halteromyces radiatus, 719 nucleotides. Its product is annotated as vacuolar protein sorting-associated protein 29-like protein. Lineage: Eukaryota; Fungi; Mucoromycota; Mucoromycetes; Mucorales; Cunninghamellaceae. Bases 19 to 597 code for a protein of 192 amino acids. The transcript has 5 exons. Gene Ontology annotation, cellular component: retromer complex; endosome. The record is from RefSeq and is a predicted model, not a curated record. Gene Ontology annotation, biological process: retrograde transport, endosome to Golgi; intracellular protein transport.
UUUUUAUACGUGGAUACAAUGGUUUUAGUUCUUGUUAUAGGUGACUUGCAUAUUCCUCACCGAGCACAUGAUUUACCUUUCAAAUUCAAAAAGUUAUUAGUACCUGGCAAAAUCCAACAAAUUAUUUGUACCGGUAAUAUCUGUGAUAAAGAAACUUUGGACUAUUUGAAAACCAUUGCUGGCGAUGUUACUCUUGUCAAAGGUGAUUAUGACGAGAAUACAAAUCUUCCUCAAGCCAAGCUAUUGACAAUUGGAGGUAUCCGUGUAGGUGUCUUACACGGACAUCAAGUGAUACCCUGGGGUGAUGUUGAAUCAUUGGAUAUUACAGCUCGACAAAUGGAAGCCGACUUACUGUUAAGUGGACAUACUCAUCGAUUUGAAGCAUAUGAAUAUAAUGGACGAUAUUAUAUCAAUCCUGGAAGUGCUACUGGUGCUUACUCUUCAUCUCCUGAUAAUGCCGAACCUAUCCCUUCUUUUGUCUUGAUGGAUAUUCAAGGUAACUCGGUAGUGACCUAUGUUUACAAGCUUAUCGAUGAUGAAGUCAAAGUAGAAAAACUGGAAUACAAAAAGAAUGUUGAUCCCAACAAAGUAUUGUAGUUAUCACUUCCAUUUAGUUUCUCUCAUAUCCUAUUUCCCUAUACACCCCUCCUAUAUAUAUAGUUGAUUAUCUGUAUUCGUAACCCAAUUCAAAUCAAUAAAAUAUAUUUAUAUAUAGUUAA